AUGGCUGACACUGGCUCCACAAGUAAAAGUUGUGAAGGAAAAGUUGAUCCUGAUACAAAAGAAACGGGAAAAUCUGAAGACGCAUUUAACACAUUCUACUCAGAGGUGAAACAAAUUGAGCAACAAGAUUCUGUCCUGACGUCCAAGCAACAAAUUGAUAGACUUACCAGACCUGGGGCCACAUAUUUCAAUCUUAAUCCAUUUGAGGUUCUUCACUUAGAUCCAGACAUCGGGCCAAACGAUGCCAAAAAGAGAUACAGGCAGCUUUCAAUCCUGGUCCAUCCUGACAAAAACCAAGAUGAUCAGGAAAGAGCGCAGAAAGCCUUUGAAGCUGUGAACAAGGCCUACAAAACAUUGGAGAAUGAAGAAGGAUUGAAAAGAUGUAAAGAAAUCAUUGAUGAGGCUGUGGUCAGGGUUGAGGAAAAUACUAAGUUAAAACGAAAGCAGCUAAAGAAAGAGGGAAAGCCUCAAGAAGUGCCUGAAGAUGACCCUGCAAAGUACAAACAUGCUGUUUAUGUGCAGACAGCCAAGCUAUUUGCUGAUUUAGAAAGAAUGAGACAGGAGCGAGAGGCAAAGGACAUGCACGAGAGGAAACGUAAAGCUGAAGAUGAGGCUGAAGCUGAGGAAAAAAAGAAAAAGGAUGCCGAGUGGCAGAAAAAUUAUGAGGCGAGCCGAGACGGUCGUGUGGACAGCUGGAGAAAUUGGGCAAAGAAGAGAAAGGGGAGCACGAAGGUCAUGAAAGGAGGAUUCAAACCACCAAAAAUUCAAGCAGAAAAGAGAUAAUGUCAAGGACAAGUAAUAGGUUUUUGAGACAAUGUGUUCUGAUUCGGAAUAUAUGGUUACACAAGAAGAGACUUGAUAUGAUCUCAGUCCUGUUGAUGUCUUUUUGUAAAAGUACUGCAGAGAGCAGAGAUGUCCGGCCGAGAGUUUAAGUAUUCUGGGUAGAUAUUUUUGUGUUGUAACACAUUCUGAAACGACUGAAUUCAGAUAUGACUGAGUUACGAAUCAUAGCUUCUGUUCCACAUGCAUUUCGGUUCCAUGAUGAGCAUUUCAGUGGCUUCCUGCAUUGGCCUCUUCCUUGCCAAGCCUAGGAAGCUGUUAGUUGUUAAAUUCAUGUGCUAUAGGACAGAUCAUAAAAAAUGUGAAGCUGCUGUGUUUACGUGUCAAGAGCUAGGUUCAGGUCCAACAAUCGGGUCCUGGAGAGGCCACACUUGGCUAUUGCCAUUGAAGUGCUGACGACAUCUGGUCAACAUGUGUCAGUGAGGUAAAUUUGACAGCCAAAGUGGUGUUUUUUCCUGGGAUGGUGGACAUUGGAAGAUAUCUGACGUGACUGUACGGUACAACUUUGGCCAAAUAAACUUUGAAUGCAUAUGAUUGUGGUUGUACGAUCAGGUUUCCAUGAGUGCAUGAAGCACAUAAUUGUGUGAAACAGUGGGAUUGUGUGCAUUAGACUAAAGUGUGGUCUGAGAAGUUGACCAUCCAAAUAUUUUCAUAAUACAUGUACAUAUUGUAUACUUUCGUCGAGUUUUCAGGAUUUCUGAAAAAGUGUGUGUUAGAUUAGAGACUAAUCUAAAUCGUUUAUGUGCAUUUGUGGUUUUUGCUGAACCCAUGAUUUCGUGUGACAUUCAUGAGAAAAAUACUGUAACAGUGUAAUAGAGGAAACGUUUGCUGUUAUUGACAUACUGUUAAGCACUUCCGAAGAAUUUCUGUACCAGUAAAUAGAUGAACCUAUGACUGUGGUGUAAUUAGGUAGAUUCCAUGGUGUUUGUGUAUAAUUUCCAUUUAUCCUAAAUCAGUCUUUUGAGGACAAAGUCACAACCAGAAUGCCAGGAUAAGAUCACUUCAGGGUCAUGAAAUAUGUCGAGCCACUAAAAAAUGACCGAAGAUUUUAAAAACUUUGUUUUGUGUAACUGGCAGCUCUUGCGAAUCAGCUAAUAAACUUCGAAUGGGA
Molecule: messenger RNA, 1951 nt
Organism: Lineus longissimus
Lineage: Eukaryota; Metazoa; Nemertea; Pilidiophora; Heteronemertea; Lineidae
Product: dnaJ homolog subfamily C member 8-like
Exons: 8
Coding region: 1-783 (260 amino acids)
Cellular component (GO): nucleus
Source: RefSeq, a predicted model, not a curated record